Messenger RNA from Recurvomyces mirabilis, 1011 nucleotides. RefSeq lists its product as uncharacterized. The transcript has a single exon. NCBI's taxonomy places the organism in Eukaryota, Fungi, Ascomycota, Dothideomycetes, Mycosphaerellales, Teratosphaeriaceae. The record is from RefSeq and is a predicted model, not a curated record. The coding region runs from base 1 to 1011 and encodes 336 amino acids.
AUGAAUAAGCUCAAGAGUGUGUUCAAGAAGAAGAGAGAGCAAGAAGUCCUCUUUGUAAGCAAAGACUUCUACGACCCCUCCAGCAAAGCUACGAGCAGCAGCAAUAGCCCGCCCGUGGUACCCAGAGAAUCCAAGGUGUUCAAUCACUCGACAUGGUUCGAAAAUCCUCAGAGUAUUGGAAUGCAGGGCUGGCCGUCUCGAGCACCGCCAGACCCGCCGGCGCAGGCGACACAAGCUAGCGGGGAGGCGGGAAUGUUUGGCUAUUAUGCGCCUCUUGCAAGCACCAAUACCGAACCUAGGAUGACUGCGCAGCGGCCACCAGCUGAGCUGGGUCCUGAGCGUCAGACGGUGACUGGCCACAUCAUUAACAUGCCGGAGUACAUACCAUAUCAACCCGCGGCAGACGAUAGGGUACGAGCUGAAGAGAAUGCAAGACAGGAGAGGGCGGCAGCUCAAGAAAAUAUUCGGCGAGACCGGCUGGCCGACGAACAGGCCCAAGCAAGGCGUGAAAGGGCUGCAGAGGAGGAACGAGCACAGCAGCAGGACAGGCUGGCGGCCCAACGGCGAGCAAAGCAGAGGAACCUCGAAGCUGCCGAGGAGAAAGAAAAGCAGGAGAGACUUGCAGCGGAGGAGGUCUUGAUUUUCCGUAAGCAGAAUGCCUCUGUGAAGAACGUACGGCAUGUUCGAGACCUCAUCCGUGAGAAGUAUCGCCUUGAUAUUGAGGUUUGGAGAAGGAAACGCGUACAGGUUGACGCACGAUUCAAGAUCGAAGAAGACGCACGGAAGGCCGAUGCUAUCUUAGAGGAGAUCGUAUCUAUCGUCAGUGACUGGGACAACGAUGUCUUUGACACACCCGAGGAGUGGGAAAUGGCAGAAGAAAUCAAGAACGGCAUUCCCAAAUUGGACGAGCCGUACGUCUUGUGGCGUACUUCUCCUCCAUGGGAUCCAUCGCGACUGGAGAGAUCGAGCCAGAUCGCUCACGCUGAUGGUCAAUACAACAGUGUCAAUUGA